CAAGAACGCUCUCACCCCUCUCUCUCUCUCUCUCAAAACUCAAACCAGAAAUAACAGUAAACAUCAGUAUCAUGGAUUCGGCGUACUUCGUAGGAAGAUCGGAAAUUCUAUCUUGGAUAAACUCUACUCUCCAACUCAAUCUAUCCAAAGUCGAAGAGGCUUGCACGGGUGCAGUUCAGUGCCAGCUGAUGGAUGCGGUUCACCCUGGGAUGGUGCCAAUGCACAAAGUCAAUUUUGAUGCCAAGAACGAGUACGAGAUGAUCCAGAAUUACAAGGUCCUUCAAGACGUUUUCAACAAACUCAAGAUCACCAAGCAUAUUGAGGUGAACAAAUUAAUCAAAGGAAGACCUCUGGACAAUUUGGAAUUUAUGCAGUGGAUGAAGCAUUACUGUGAUUCUAUCAAUGGAGGGCUCGUGAGAAGUUACAAUCCUUUUGAAAGGAGAGAGACCUGCAAGGGUGGCAAAGAAGCUAACAAGAAAUCUGCAACAAUGCAACCUUCAACUAAAAAUGCGGCAUCUUACCCUAAAAAUGCCCCUCAUAAUGGACGGAGGAAUGAUGCAACUAAUGUGAACACAGCAAACCAACCCACUAAGGCCACUAGACCUAAUUCUAGUGGAGGGCCUCCUGUCUAUCCAGAAGCAGAGCGUGCUGCGUUUGAGCAACAGAUCACGGAGUUGAAGCUAUCAGUGGACAGUCUUGAGAAGGAGAGGGACUUUUACUUUGCAAAGCUGAGGGAUAUUGAAAUCUUGUGCCAGUGUCCUGAGAUUGAAAACCUUCUAGUUGUUGGAGCUAUAAAGAGGAUUUUAUACGCUGCAGAUGAUGAUUCAUCGGUGGUGGCAGAAGCUCAAGCCAUGAUAAUGGAGAACCAGCAGCAGUUAGCCGAAGACGAGCCAAAGGGGGAUAAUCAGAAGAGGAAAAAUAUUGUCAAUAUUGAGGUCGAAGCUGCUGCUAGCAACACAUUGACUCCAAGACAAAGGACUUCUGAUGCCUCAGAUGUUCAUUGUAGUGGAUCACCCCUCGUGACUUACUAAUCAUCUCAAUAUCAGGGAUCGACUGAAAGUUUGUCUGGUUUCAGACCUCAUUGUCUCCCACCAUAUAACUUCUUGUUCGUGUCAAGUACAAAACACUACAUUUCGAAUGCUAUCUUUGUUGUUGUCUGUCCAAUGUCUUAACAAUAACGUCUUACAAUGUUAGCACAGUAUUUGUAUAACUCUAUAUACUAUGUUGAAUCUGUUCCUCAAAUCUGAGAGUACUUUUCAAUUGUUA
Messenger RNA from Olea europaea var. sylvestris, 1266 nucleotides. RefSeq names its product microtubule-associated protein RP/EB family member 1C. Bases 72 to 1031 code for a protein of 319 amino acids. Gene Ontology annotation, molecular function: microtubule plus-end binding. Gene Ontology annotation, biological process: regulation of microtubule polymerization or depolymerization; protein localization to microtubule plus-end; thigmotropism. The record is from RefSeq and is a predicted model, not a curated record. Lineage: Eukaryota; Viridiplantae; Streptophyta; Magnoliopsida; Lamiales; Oleaceae. The transcript has 6 exons. Gene Ontology annotation, cellular component: microtubule plus-end; microtubule organizing center; spindle midzone.